Sardina pilchardus (European sardine) is the source of this 2787-nucleotide messenger RNA. RefSeq names its product whirlin b (gene whrnb). The coding region runs from base 1 to 2787 and encodes 928 amino acids. The record is from RefSeq and is a predicted model, not a curated record. NCBI's taxonomy places the organism in Eukaryota, Metazoa, Chordata, Actinopteri, Clupeiformes, Clupeidae. Gene Ontology annotation, biological process: auditory receptor cell stereocilium organization; sensory perception of sound. The transcript has 16 exons. Gene Ontology annotation, cellular component: cilium; photoreceptor inner segment; plasma membrane. Gene Ontology annotation, molecular function: protein binding.
AUGAGCUCGGAUCUGGAGCACAUGUCUCUCAAGUCUACCGGGAACUCGGUGGGCUCGGGUGGACGAGCACUGUCGGUAAACGUGAGAAAGCUGCACAACGCUCUCAACAUUCUUCUUAACGAUUACGAAAGGGAACAGUUCAUCCACUGUUUGAACGUGUACCAUGCAAAACGCAACGUUUUUGACUUGGUUCAGACCCUAAAAGUUAUUCUAAACACAACUAGCAAACGGCAACUGCUACCAAUGUUACGCAUGGUUAUUCCACGUUCCGACCAACUGUUGUUUGACCAGUACACUUCCGAAGGUCUAUACUUGAAAACUGAUUUGCUAUCUGCCACCGCAGCCUAUUCCCAGCCAAGCUACUCUGCGAGCGUCCCCGGCGAGAUUCGCCAAGUUACGCUGAAACGCAGUAAAAGUAACGAGGGUUUGGGGUUCAGCAUCCGUGGAGGAUCCGAACACGGUGUCGGAAUCUAUGUUUCCUUGGUGGAACCUGGAUCCUUUGCCGAAAGGGAGGGACUAAGGAUUGGCGACCAGAUACUGACAGUCAAUGACUUGGUAUUCGACAGAGUUACGCAUGGAGAGGCUGUCAAGGUGCUGAAGGGCUUUAAGAAGCUGGCCAUGUCCGUGUGCUCCAUGGGCCGCAUCCCCGGCGGCUACGUGACCAAUCACGUGUACACGUGGGUGGACCCGCAGGGCCGCAGCGUCUCCCCGCCGCCCGAGUUCCAGGAGCCGCCCGGCGCCCCGGGGAGACACAGCGCCUCCCAGCAACUGCCCCAGCCACCCCCAGAGAAGAGGGUGACGGUCAACAUGGAGGACGGGCGUCCCCUCGGCCUGAUGAUCCGCGGCGGCGCCGAGUACGGCCUGGGCAUCUACAUCACGGGAGUGGACCGGGGCUCUGCCGCGGAGUACGCUGGCCUCAUGGUGGGAGAUCAGAUCCUGGAGGUGAACGCCCGCUGCUUCCGCACCAUCCCUCACGACGAGGCCGUGCUGAUCCUGCGCAGUGCCCAGCAGCUCCAGGUGGCCGCCCGGGAGGUGGGCCGCCUGCCGCACGCCCGCACCAUCGUGGACGAGACGCGCUGGAUCCCCAGCGGCCAGAUCGCCGAGACCUCGGCCGGCUUCAGCCUCGCCAUGCCCGGGAAAUGGCAAGACUUCAAGCUCCACCCUUCGCUGGAGGAGCAGGCGGUGCUGCUACUGACGGAGCAGGAGAGGCAGACGCUGGCCUACUACCUGCAGGAGUACCGUGAGGCCCACAUCACCGUGGAGGCUCUGGCCAUGGCCCUGUUCGAGCUCUUCAAUACGCACGCCAAGCUGUCGCUGCUGCUGGAGGUGCGUGGGCGGCUGGCCCCACAGGAUGUGGAGCGCUUUGACCUGCUGGUGCUGCGGAGGGACAUGGACCUGUGGAACGCCCGGCAGCUGCUCAUGAUGGCCGCCGCGCCCCCGCCCGACAUCACCAGCGGCCCCCCCAUACACCCACAGCACCACACCCUCGCAGGCUGCCACGUCAAGAGCGAGUCCAGAGUGGAGGGUGGUCUGUCCCGAGGGGCCCACGACAUGUUUAAUAGCCUGCCCGACAUUGCACUGGACGAAGUCCGCUCCUCCUCUGAUUCGCCGCCCCCCUUCAAGCCCUCCCCUCCCCCCACCAAGCACGGCAGUCCCAAGGGGCGCUCCAAGCGGCCGGCCUCGUCCUCCUCCAAGCUCUCGCAGCUCUUCUGCACCCCACACCGGCACCCCCACCCAGGGCAGCCGCAGCCUCUGAGCUGCCCUCACCAGCACCACCCUCAGCAGCUGCCGCCCUGCCCUACCCACCGCGCCCCCAACACGCCGCCCUGCGGGGGGUCGCGCAACGCCUCCCCGCUCCCCGUGCACCCGGCCUCCCCCCUGACCAUCUCCAUGUCCCCCGGGCCCAGCCGGGAGCCGGCCAGCGUGCACUUCUGCCUGGGCGCCAUCAGGAUGCUGCAGCAGCAGCAGCAGCAGCAGCAGCAGCAGGGGCAUCAGGGGCAUCAGGUCAGUCUCUCCCCGCACAGCCAGUCGCCCGUCCUGCCCAGGAUGUCGGGCAGCCCGGGCCUCUCUCCCCGCUCCUUGUCGCCGUCGAUGUCCCCAUCGUUCCCGGUGCCGGCCGCUCCGCAUCCCAGCCCAGAGAGGCCCGGACAGGGUCAAGGUCAGGGGCAAGGGCAGGGUCAAGGGCAAGGUCAAGGGCAGGGUCAAGGUCAAGGGGCAUCGCCAGUGGCCUCCUGCAGCACGCAGACGGACAGGCUGCACCCAGAGCCGGACAGAGGGGACAGAGCAACCCCUCAGGCCAGAGCAGGAGCCACGCUGUCCCAGCUCUCCGACAGUGGCCAGACCCUGAGUGAGGACAGUGGGGUGGACAUCCCAGAGUCUGGGGGCCUGAGCAAGGACAGCAGCCCGCGGCCCGGCAAGCCCCCAUCCCAGCCGUCCACGGAGCGUCCAGGGGUGGACCGCGCUGCCGCCCAGCCGUCCCCAACGCCAAUUGUAAUGGCAGAGCCGUCUUUGGUGAGGGUGGAGAAGAGUGCCAACACUCUGGGCAUCGCGAUUGAAGGAGGUGCCAACACCAGACAACCCAUGCCACGCAUUGUGACAAUCCAGAAGGGUGGCUCGGCACACAACGGCGGUCAGCUGCGCGUGGGUCAGGUCAUCCUGGAGGUCAACGGCGUCUCGCUGCAGGGCAUGGAGCACCGUGACGCAGCGCGCCUCAUCGCCGAGGCCUUCAAGACCAAAGAGAAGGACCACAUCGACUUCCUCAUCACCGAGUUCAACACCGCCCUCUAA